UGCUUCUUCUAACUCAAACAAACAGCCUUAAGUCCUUUACCUAACAACAUUAUAUAUGGCCCCCCAAACUUCCCUCUCAAAGUAUUAGUAAGUUAGUUAUUCUUUCGAGCCCCGGCCAGAGGCCCAAUAAUAAAUAGGCCCAGUCAUCAGUCCAAAGUCAUAAGGUGUUGAAGAUACAGCGCACGAAAUACCUUAAGACCCACACUCAAUCCAUGCCACCGAUAAUAAUCCACCAUGAGAUAUUAUCUGACAGUUCCACGUGUUCACGCUAGGAAGCAGGGGACAUCUCUAACCAUCCCUCAUAUAUAAAGUAUCCGACAUCUGAUCUGACAUAUAUCAUUUAAGUGAUGGGGAAGACAAGCAAAUGGUUUAGGAAUCUUUUGAAAGGGAAGAAAGACAAAGACAAAGAAAAAGAGAAGGAAGAUUGUGGAAAUGGAACAGAAAAUCCAACUACUCCAAUCUCAGCAACACCGAAGGAGAAAAGAAGAUGGAGUUUCAGAAGAUUGUCAGCUUCUAAGGAAGUUCAUGUUGCAGAAUCUAGUGUCGCUUCUUCGGUGACAUUACAAACUGUCACAGAUUCUCAGAAUUAUCAGAGGAAGCAUGUCAUGGAUGUUGCUGCUGCAGAUGGUGUGAUCUUCUUGAAUUCUUGUUUCAAUGGAGGAACUACAAGGAGUAUUGAAGUGGCUGCUGCUAUUAAAAUUCAAUCUGUCUUUAGAUCCUACUUGGCAAGAAAGGCAUUGUGUGCUCUUAGAGGAAUAGUGAUGCUGCAAGCACUAGUAAGAGGUCACUUAGUGAGAAAACAAGCAACUGAAACACUGAGAUGCAUGCAAGCUUUGGUCUUAGCACAAGCAAGAGCUUGUGCUCAAAGGGCUAGAAUGUUAUCAGAAGAAAAGGCUAAUCAAAAGCAUGCAACCUACAGAAAAGCCACAGAGGGCAGCUUAUUCAUGCAUAUGUUUAAUGAAAUAGAAAGAGGCUUAGAAGAGAAUAUAAAGACAGUGGAGAUGGAUGUUUGUGAAUCUAAAGGCAACUCAAGAGGCAGAAACAACACUACAAAUCAUGAACACCAUGGAUUCUCUGAACACAGACUUUCAGCAUAUUAUUCACCAAAUGGUUCAUACUCAAAGAAAGAAAACUACAAAGUAUCACCUACACCAUCCGCACGAACCGACUCAAGUCCAAAAGCAUGCAGUGGAUAUUUGGAGGACGGUUCCUUCACUACAGCACAGAACAGUCCCUAUUACUACUCAGCAGUUUCAAGAGCAGAUGAUUCAAAGCUUCCUUUUUCUUUCACUAGACAACCCUAUGAAGAAUCCAUGGCCAAUGAAUAUCCAUUAUUUCCAAACUACAUGGCUAACACAGAAUCAUCAAGAGCUAAAGUAAGAUCGCAGAGUGCACCGAAGCAAAGACCGGACUCAUAUGAAAGGCAACCGAGUCGGCGAAGAGCUUCUGUGGAAGGAAGAAAUGUUCCAAGACCUGUGAGGAUGUUGAGAUCAUCUUCACAUGUUGGGGCCACUGCACAAAAUUAUCAAUAUCCAUGGUCAGUAAAGCUUGAUAGGACCUCAGCUUCACUCAAUGACAAUGACUGUGGCUCUACAAGUACAGUACUAACAAACUCUAACUAUUGCAGAUCUCUUGUUUCAUAUAAUCCUCAUGGACCCAAGUGACUGACAAAUAACAAUGCACUUUCCAGUAAAACAAAGGGCAGAUCCAUUUUGCAGUAACUGCAACAAAAAGAAAAACUAGAGUUCUUCUGCAGAAUCCUUCUUUUACACUUUAAGCAAUUGGUCCUCACAAAUCUAGAGUUCUUGCAAGGGAUUUAAUUAUAGUUCCAGUUUUUGAUGAGUUUCUUCUAUGAAUUGUGAAUUACCAUGUGAGAAAAACAUAUAAAGGGUUUAUGAACUAAAUCAGUGUCACUUUAAAUUCCUUUUUUACCACUAGACGAAGUGAACAUAAUCGCUAAAAACUCCCGCGCACAAAGUUUAAACUUUGAUGUUGGCGUCAAACCUAGCAAUAUCAACUUUUGUCGGUUGAAAUGACUAUUUUUAUUUAUUUUUCUUACAUUUGUUAUUGUAAAAACUUGUUUGUUUGAAUAUUAUAAAACA
Messenger RNA from Vicia villosa (hairy vetch), 2102 nucleotides. Its product is annotated as protein IQ-DOMAIN 19-like. NCBI's taxonomy places the organism in Eukaryota, Viridiplantae, Streptophyta, Magnoliopsida, Fabales, Fabaceae. Bases 348 to 1664 code for a protein of 438 amino acids. The transcript is spliced from 5 exons. Gene Ontology annotation, molecular function: protein binding. The record is from RefSeq and is a predicted model, not a curated record.